Molecule: messenger RNA, 1191 nt
Organism: Paramecium tetraurelia
Lineage: Eukaryota; Ciliophora; Oligohymenophorea; Peniculida; Parameciidae
Exons: 4
Source: RefSeq, a predicted model, not a curated record
AUGAAGAGGAUGUAAAGCAAAGAAGACAUCAUCAAGGAUUAAUAUAUGAAGACUCUGACUUGCUUCUUGCAAGAUAGCACUCUUUAUGAUAGCUUAUCUAUUAAUAAUCAAGUGACUGUGAUUGAUCAGUCAUUCUCUCUCUUUGAUGUUUUUAAUGUGUUUAUCGAGACGCAUAUUGAUGAAGUAUUGUUUUGGAAUCCAGAUGUAGCUUAUUAUGAUGGAGUAUUCACUCAAACGGAUUUGAUACGAAUCAUCCUAAAAUGCUAUCAAAACAUUCUGAAUGGGGUUCCCAAUGUGUGGGGAAAUAGCAAAAUCUAGGUGCAACCAAUCAUGGAGGAGGAAGACGAGGAUCGCAACACUCCUGUGAACGAAAAGCAAUUGAUAGGGUAGGAACAGAUAAACAAAUUGCUGAUCGAUUUGCGGACGAUCUCAGUGAGGGACUGGUUCAAUUCUUAUGGAGAAAGUCUUCAUCAAAGCAGUCUGGUUUAGGCAGACAUGGCUGAUAAUCUUAAUGAUGCAAUGAAGAAGAUACUAAAGUAGGGAGUAACAAGAAUUGUAGUUAUUGAUACUGAAUCUAGAAUCAUCGUGGGCAUCCUCUAACAAAGGGAUAUUUUAGCAUUUCUUGUCAAAGGGUUUAGUCAAUAUUUCCACUUAUAAUUAUCACAAAAAUCACAGAGAGUCGAAGUGCCUCAGGAAAAAAAUCCGCAAUCAGAACAGCACGAACUAGAAAUCAGUUACUUUAGCGAUAGGAUUUUGCAGCUGAAUGAAAAACUCCCUUGCGACACCAAUGUCUACGAUGUCUUCUAUAAAUUGAUCUAUGUAUAUAAGCGCAAUGCCAUUCCCAUUGUCGACCACAACAACAAGUACCUAGGAUUGAUAGACCGAAGAGACUUCUUGUUUAUUCUCAAAUAUCAAGUCUAUGACAUGUUGAAUAGACCUGCCAUCGACUUGCUCAACUUUAUCAAAAUAGAGAAAAGAAAGUUUGCAGGCUUUUGCAUAUGCAACAAAGAACUAUUCCACAUGAAACAAACAUUAAAAGAAGUAUCAGCUAAUUCUAAUUAGGUUGUUGAAAAUCUAUUACUCUCCUCCAGAGGUAGUCUAGUUUGCUUGAAUGAAAACCAAGAGCCAAUCGCUACAUUGCAAAUGUCUGAUCUCUUCAAAAUUUGUCUAGAUGAUAUCGAAUUAGAAUGA